Drosophila arizonae is the source of this 1277-nucleotide messenger RNA. Its product is annotated as phosphoglycerate mutase 2. Gene Ontology annotation, biological process: glycolytic process. The record is from RefSeq and is a predicted model, not a curated record. NCBI's taxonomy places the organism in Eukaryota, Metazoa, Arthropoda, Insecta, Diptera, Drosophilidae. Gene Ontology annotation, molecular function: intramolecular phosphotransferase activity.
CUAAUACAAACACAUACAAAUUAACCACUAAAUUAAAAAUGAUUCAAAAAUUCUCUUAAUUUUCCUGGCUAUGUGCGUAUUUAUAUUGAUUUUUUGCUCGGACUUACGUGUUGCGGAACAAAACGUAGCAAAAAGCAACAACAACCGGCUCAGCAUCAGUUGUUGAGGCGCAGUCGUUAGCAGCGUCGACGCUGACGCCGAUGUCGAUGCCGACGCCGACAGAGGCUAAGCAGCUCAUAUUUUACCAAUAAGAAUUUUGCGCAGUACUCAACUGUGGCCAAUAGGAAAACAAACGUAGUUGCAGGCAGAAGUCUUACUAGAUAAACAAAACGUAGCAAACGGAGAAGUGCACUAAUUCAGGGAGCGAGCGCAAGACAAUGUGGAUAACGUGGAAGUUAUUGAAACAAAAAGUGUAACCAACAACCUGAUGAGCAGAACGAAUCAACUUGUACUGGUGCGCCAUGGCGAGAGCGAGUUCAAUCUGAAGAAUCUGUUUUGCGGCUGGCACGAUGCGCCGCUCAGCGCGGGUGGCCUGGAAGAGGCGCGUAUUUUGGCCGCUGCCAAUUUGAACGAGGCCAACAUGGUAUUCGAUAAGGUUUACUGCUCGAAGCUGUGUCGAUCGAGGACAACUGUGGAAGCUAUAUUAAGCGAAAUGCAGUGCUCGUUUUUGCCCAUCGUGUCCGAUUGGCGACUGAAUGAGCGGCACUAUGGCAACCUGACAGGAGUCAAUAAGCGCGUGCUGGCCAAUCAGUAUGGCGAGGAGCAGGUACAGUUCUGGCGGCGCAACUACGACGGCUUACCGCCGCCCAUCAAUGAGUCGAAUAUCUAUUACUACCAGAUCGCCAACAAUCCUGCCUUUUUGGAUGUGCCACCCAAUGAAUUUCCCCUCACCGAAUCCAUGCGCAUGUGUGUGGAUCGUGUCGCCCCCAUUUGGUUAGAGAUCAAAAAAGAAGUCCUAAUGGGGGCACGUAUCUUGCUCGUCGUCCAUGGAACCGUUGCCAGAGCUCUGAUUAAGCAUAUCGAAGGUUUCUCCGAAGAGCAAAUCGAAAAGGUCAACAUUCCCAAUAGUGUGCCAAUUGUAUACGAGUUCAAUAUGAAGUCCGGACAGCUCGUUGGGGAUGUCAAGUACUUGGGCGAUAGCCAAUAUAUUGAGAAAAUGAAGAAGAAAGUCGCAGCUAUCGGCGAUUGAGAACAUCAUUUUCUUUAUGCAAACUUUUGUAAAAACCCAAGUAUUUAAAAUUAAGACAAUAUUAUGUAAUAUUAACUAUUUAUCCGAC